CACAGACAUCGAUCCAUCCAUCCAUUGCGAUAGAGCUGCCUUACACACAACAGAGACGUCGGAUGAAUCACGUCAUGUCUGCAUCAGCAGCAUCUGGGGGGCCGGCUGCCUUUCUCUCUGUCUCUCCUUCGCCAUGCCCACAUAGUGCCUCUCAGCCUCGUCCCUCCUCGGCACCACACGCACCUCGUUGAUCCGCCUCCCAUCGCUCGCCGUCACGUGGAAGUCAUACGGCACCUUGCCCAGCAGGAUGUGGUCGCCCACAGAGGGAAUCCGCCCGGCCUCGUUGCACAGAAAACCGCUCAGUGUUUGGAAGCUUCUGAAGUCUUCCUCAGUGAUGAUGGCUCCCAGCUGCUGCCCCAGGACGUUGCACACGUCUUCAAGUUCGGCGUUGCCCUUUAUGGAAUAGCAGUCUGUGCUCUCGUCAUAGUAGAUGAGGGCGCUCUUGGCUCUGCGGGACUGGGAGGGCUCGGAGGCGCCCUUGAAUUCGCUGGACGAGGAGGCGUAGAGCUGAUCGUCUUCGCUUUUCAUGAUCUCUUCUAAUAUGUCUUCCAUCGUCACUGACCGAUAUGCACACAAUAGAGACAUGGCAGACCCACUCGCAAAUGCCAUGGUGCGUGUGGGUCUCUCCUUACCAAUGCCAGCAGUACCGCCGUAUUCAUCAGCCACAAGAACCAUGCGCAGAUUGCGUUUUCGGAUCUCCUGCACACACACACACACACAUGGACGGAGAGUGACCAGCCGUAGCAUUGGCCCCCCUCCCUCUUUGUUCAUCUGGGCGUACCUGAAAGACGGCGAACACGCUCAUGGUCUCGGGCACCACGUACGCCACCCCCAUCAGCUGUUCCACGCUUGUGUUGUCGAAACUCGCCUGCGAUGGCGUCCACCUCUCCCCGCCCUCAGUGCCGUGGGGAUAGUCGAUGUUGAUCAGGUCCUUGACACUCAACACGCCCACGAUGCGAUCGAUCUCACCGUCAAUCACCGGCAGCCGGUGGUGUCGGGUCUCCUGACAAACCUUCAGGAACUCAGAAACAGUGGCCGUCUUGUCGAUGGCCACAAUGUCCACUCGGGGACACAUGACCUCCUUGAUUGCCCGGCUCUGCAGCAGCUCCGCUGUGGCAAAUGCACUGCCGGACGCGCCGUCCCCCUGCGCGUCCACCUCCUUUACUACUCGCUGCUGUAAUGGGGGCAGGGGGAACCGAAGCCCACCAAACCGCGACACAGGCAAUCCCAGCACCAGGAGCAUCUCACGACACCGGCCGGUAGCCCACCGCCAUCCCGUCCGCAGAGGGCAGAGCACCCCGUUGAUAGCAUUGACAGGAGGGAGGACACGGCGGCACACCCACUCUGGCAAAGCGGCGCCCACCGAGCGAGGCACGAACUCCCCCAAGACGAAGGUGAGAAAGGCCAGCACGGUGAUGGCCGAGAGAAUCGGCGGCUGCCCCAGCGCCUUGCCACUGCGGAAGAGCUUGGCAAGAUGAUGGAGCGGGGCGAGAUGGGCUGCCAUAACUCGGGACACAGCCACCAACACGAAGACCACAGCUGCGGCUGAGCUGACGAGCGAUUGCAGAGCAUAGAGGGUCGCCAGGAUGCCGCUGUCGGACGGCUUUUGCAGCGGCACAAACACUGACAGCCUCCCCUCCUUGUCAACGAUCUCGUCGAUCUCCGAGGCAUCCAGCGAUGCAAUGGCCGUCUCGGCUGCGUUGAGCAGCACCUGUAUGCCGAACAGAGCCACCCACAGGACACACAGCUGGUUGCCGAUCACAAAGUGGCCCGCUCCCAUGGCCAUCUCCAUCAGUCGUCGAAGCACACCAAUGGCUGAAGUGACGGGAGUGGGAGCAGUCGGAACGGGAGCAGCUGCCAAGAGGCGCCCAUGCGCGGCAGUGGGGGUUCGCACAGUUGAGAGCGAAUAGCAGCGCCGGGACAGAGAUGGCGGCGUGGCCUUGCGCGGCCGACUGGUCCAUGAUGGGCUGAAAGUGAAGCCGCAGCAUUCAUUGCUGAGCAUCGAUGGACCCGUCUGAGUGCCGAGCAGCUGAGAAAAAGUCAUCAAAGCACCGAUAUUCCUCAUUCCUCACACAGAUCCAGCCAUCACUCAAGCGGCACCAGCGGCAGAGAUCCGAAUCAUUCUUCCGCCACGGUACUCAUCAUGUUUAGGCGCGGCGAUGGCCAGGAGUGUGUACGCAUACCAAGCGCUGCCAUGUUUUUG
Molecule: messenger RNA, 2203 nt
Organism: Vitrella brassicaformis
Lineage: Eukaryota; Vitrellaceae
Source: the annotation of a GenBank genome assembly